AUCAAUGGAAAUCUAUGAUUGCAUAAUUCGUCGUGUCAUAUUUCGGUUUAAAUUAGACCGUCCGUAGUGUUGUGUAACGGGGCACUUCACCAAGCUACAUUUACGUAACUCGAGUAGAGAUGAGACGAAUCACAUCCAGUUGAUGCCCGGAGUUUGUCGGGAGGAGACACGCCGUCUGACCCUGGCUGUGUUGACACCUUGUCGCCUCCUUCUAGAGACCGCAAAUCAACUCAGAUCAGAGAACAAGACAAGAGAACAGAAAGGGGAUGAUCAAAUUACAAGAGAAACCACCGUCCCCGUGAACCAAGGAAGUGCCUGUGACGUGUUUAAGUGUGUUCGAAGCGAAGGAGAGGAUGUCGCGGUUCAGUGCGAUGCUGGUGACGUUCCUGCUGGCGGAGGCGGUCGUCCCAGCUGCAAGGGCUGUGUACCUCGACGUCUCCCACUCCGGCGUGUGGAAACUACCCGAAGACACUCCGCACGACCUGCAGUUCGCCCUCUGCUUCAACGACAGCGACCUCCUGCCUCUGCCCCACGUCCCUCCCGAGGCCUUACUGGCGGUCACCGUUGUGCCCGACGAAGCGUGGAAGCUCAGUUUCGUGAACGACACUGUUCUGUUCACGGCCGAGGAGGUGUUCCAAGGCGUGAACAAAAGCGUCACGUUCACCGGGUACUACUGGGGCACCACAGAGCUCACCUUCUACCUGACCCGGAAUGACCUUGACCCGGAUUUCGACCAGCGCGUCCUCUUGAGUGAAGAUGACCUGGCGAUCACGAUCGACCGGAAAUCCCUGACCGUCGACACCCUCUUCAUCGCCGUCGGCUCCUUCUUCGUCCUCAUCAACAACAUCAACAUGGGCGCUCAACUCGACCUCGACAUCAUCAGGGGUGUCUUGCGGCGUCCCCUCGGCCCUGCCUGCGGCUUCGUGUCCCAGUUCCUCUGUAUGCCGACGCUGACAUUCGCAAUGGGAAAGCUGUUCUUCAGUGACCCUCUGCAUCGCCUGGGGCUCUUCACCUUAGGCUGUUCCCCUGGCGGCACCUCCUCGAACUUCUGGACUCUCAUGUUCAACGGAGACAUCAAUCUGUCAAUCACCAUGACCAUCAUCUCAACCAUCGCUGCAAUGGGUAUGAUGCCCCUGUGGAUGUUCACUCUGGGCUCGAGUCUGUUGGAGGAAAACGCCAACAUCCACAUCCCCUUCGUCAACCUGGCCAUCUCCCUCAUCACCCUCACCGUUCCCGUUUGCCUCGGGAUUUUCCUAAGGAUGAAACGACCUGCCGUGGCUGAGAAGGGGAAGAGAGUGAUCAAGCCUUUUUCAUUCUUCAUCCUCAUCUUCUUCAUGGUGGUAGGUACUUACAACUCCUACAAGGUGUUGUUGAUGAUGACGUGGCAGAUGGUCGUCGCCGGCUUCCUUGUGGUCCUCUGUGGAUAUACCUUGGGUGCCGUUUUUGCCAGGGUCGUGUGCCUCACCGGAGACAAGGUCAUCGCCAUAAGCAUCGAGACGGCGCUGCAGAACCCUGGGGUGGCAUUUAUCCUUCUGAAACUGUCCCUCGAAAGCCCGUACAGUGACCUAGCGGCUGUACCCAUCAUCGCGACGCUGUUCGUGUCUGGGCCGCCCCUCAUCCUCGUCUACCUCUGUUUCCUGCUCGCCCGUCGCUGCUGUGGCUGCUGCCCGCCUGCCCAGGGCGCGGACCCGACGCAGAAGGCGGAAAUCGGCGACAAGGAACCUGGAGAGGCGAUGAAGUUCCUGCCGGACGCCGAAGGAGGGACGCUCAAGGGCAGGGAAGAAUGAGCAGGAGGGAAAGGGGAAGGGAGAGGAAGUGGGAAGUAAGUGUGUGUGUGUGUGUGUGUGUGUGUGUGUAUGUGUGUGUGUGUGUG
Messenger RNA from Penaeus chinensis, 1873 nucleotides. RefSeq names its product sodium/bile acid cotransporter-like. The record is from RefSeq and is a predicted model, not a curated record. The transcript is spliced from 7 exons. Bases 354 to 1787 code for a protein of 477 amino acids. Lineage: Eukaryota; Metazoa; Arthropoda; Malacostraca; Decapoda; Penaeidae. Gene Ontology annotation, cellular component: membrane.